AUGGCUUCUGCUGCUGUUGCUUCGCCAAAAGACAACCCCUGGGAGACCGCCGACUUCCCUGAAAGCGGCACAGACCUCGUUACCAAGGUCCACCGCAAGUCGUACGAAGCAAUCUCACCAUCUCGUCCUGAACUAUCUCAAGCUGGCAAUACCAUUCUCGUCGCUGGUGCGUCUACCGGUAUUGGUUACACUAUUGCUGAAUCCUUUGCUGCCGCUUCAGCACAACGUGUUAUCAUUACCGGCCGUCGCCGAGAUGUCUUGGAUGAAGCUGCUGAUAAGAUAAAGGCCAAAUACCCUAGAGUUGAGGUUGUCCCCAUCAUCAAUGACUUUGCAGACGAGGCUGCUACUCACGGGCUCUGGAAAACGCUUGCAGAGGAUGGCAUCUUUGUUGACGUUCUUGUUUUGAACGCUGCUAAGAUGUGGCUACCAAAUACUCUGCUCGGUCUCGGUUUCGACACCUUCAAGGAUGGACUGAAAGUCAAUGUCGCUGCACCAUAUCUCUGGACCAGCCUAUUUCACAAGCAGAGAGAGGUGAACCCUGAUCGAAAGCUGGUCAGUUAUUUCAAUUCCCUAAUAACUGUCAAAAAGAAGCUAACACUCUUGAAGGCACUUAUUAGUCUUUCUACAGGUGCUAUCCACGCUACCCAAGUGGCUAUUCCCAUCCCUCUGUACUCUCUUACCAAGAGCGCCUACACCAUGAUGAUGAACGAAAUUGCCAUGACUGUCCCCGCUCAUGAGAUGCAAGUCCUUGCAUUUGACCCAGGCCUUCACUACACCGAGUCUUUUGCACGAUUUGCCGAUGAGAACAGUCUUCAAUGGGACGACAUCAAAUUACCUGGUGAUUUUGCCGUUUGGGCAGCAUCUGAGGAAGCUGAGUUCCUUCAUGGUCGUUUCGUGUGGGCUAAAUGGGAUGUCAACGAACUCAAGGGCGUGCCACUUCGUACGAAGAUUGAACAAAACCCUUCUUUGUUCCGGGUUGGCGUCAGUGGUUUCUAG
Messenger RNA from Fusarium graminearum PH-1, 996 nucleotides. RefSeq lists its product as uncharacterized. Gene Ontology annotation, molecular function: oxidoreductase activity. The transcript has 2 exons. Gene Ontology annotation, cellular component: cytosol. Bases 1 to 996 code for a protein of 331 amino acids. The record is from RefSeq and is a predicted model, not a curated record. NCBI's taxonomy places the organism in Eukaryota, Fungi, Ascomycota, Sordariomycetes, Hypocreales, Nectriaceae.